CAGUGAGUUGGAAUUCGUUGACAACUUUGCUUUUCCCCACGAAAUGAUUGUCAUUCCUUGGUCCCCAAGGCUGCUUUCUGAUUAAUCAGCCUCUUCAUGGCCAGCUGUCCACCUCCCAGCUAACCUGCUACAAGUUGUAGUGUCCCAUGCUUCCGUUGCGGGAUCCACAAAGCUAGUCCGUCGCUUUGGGAAAGCAAGCGCUUUCCCAUCAACUCCGCGACCCGGGCAGCACACCUCUGGAAGGUGUUUUGUUACGCUGGAUAUUAAGUUGCAGAAGCGACCAGAUAUGUUGUGUUCCUGGAUCCUAUGUCUGCACGUCAUAAGCAUAAUGGUCAACAGCACAGACGCGAAAGUCUGCGAACCAAAGGAUACUGUACACGUUGGUAAAAAUUUAUUAAUAAAUAUUACUACUACUACGUACAAUUGCUAUGGCCCAAUUGGCCACACACUGCCGUGGUCCUUCAGUGACUCAACUGUGUCAGUGUAUUUAUCUUAUAUGGGUUUGGAUAGUACUACUUUUCCCAUUACUGGGCUUUCACGUCUUGGUUCUUUGCACACUGUAUACCUCUACAAGAACAACAUUACAGUGUUACGCGGUAUGUCGUUCAGUGGCAAUGUGACUGAUCUAAACCUUGGCAACAACAACAUCACAACCCUCCCAAGCCAACUUAUUACUGGUGGUACCUGCCACCUCGAGGCAUUGGACUUGAAGAACAACUUCAUCAGCGUAUUACCACCAAAGUUGAUAGAAAACUGUACAGACAUCCAAAAAUUGAAUUUCGCAAAUAAUCUAAUCACUUCCUGCCCAGCCGACUUUUUACGGACAUUGAACAGUCUAACACAACUGGUUUUGGGAGGAAACCAGUUCACUGCAAUCAACCCCAGGACGUUGCUCAUGCCGGAAGUGAAGCUUAGUCAAAUUGCAAUCCAAGUUACACUAGAGGAUAACAAUAUACGCUAUAUUGCUACUGGAUUCGUCAACCCGACAUUCUCCGUGCAUUUGACUCUCAAUAGAAAUCCAUCGGUUUUUUUCCAGGAUGGCGUGCUUGACAAAAUGGCGAUCUCUUCGAACCCUAAGUUCAUACCACCCAACCAACCGUAUAAGAUAUCUACAGGUACAAUAUGUCCAACAAGCUCCUCCAGUUAUGUGGAAAAUGCCCUGAUGUGCAGAGCCCCAGACAACAAAUACAAGUUCACCUGUAAUGCGACGGAUCAUGUCCUUAGCCAAUGUGAUCUGUUUCCGUCAAGCAGCACACCGCCGGCCGGUGUGACAAUCCCCUACGCAUCCUGCCCGGGAUAUACAGUUGUCAAGGACAACCCAUGCCUAGGCUAUCCAGAAACAGGCAGUAUACUUGAUGAAUCUAUUCGGUCAUGUAACCCUUCAUAUACCUCCCUCAUCUGUCUUUGUGAAGGUUUUGAUCCUGCCAUUCUGUGUAAAGCUCUUCUAUGUCCAAAUCCCGGUAUCCCAGUGAAUGGUAAGAGAGUCGUGUCUGGGCUAGUCAUCCAAAGCUUUGCUCGCUACUCAUGCAACACUGGUUUCCAGUUGAAUGGCAGCGCUACCAUCUUUUGUAUUUGGCUGAACGGGACAAAGUGGUCCAGUCCGACACCUACUUGCGUUCCAAUCAUCUGCCCUCACCCAGGCAAUAUAGUGAAUGGUGUACGCAUCGUUACGGUGGCCAAUUACCAUACUCAGACUAUUGGAUACCUCUCUGUGGUCACGUCUAGCUGCUAUCUUGGCUUCCAGCUAUCUGGAAACGCUUACCUAACCUGUAUUGAAGGUGGCUGGAAUGGAACACAGGCGACUUGCACUUCAAUCAUCUGCUCCGACCCAGGCAAUCCAGCAAAUGGUGUACGCAUCAUUACGCGAAAUCAUCCCCUUGGUAGGGAUGUUAUUGGAUACCGCUCUGCGUUGAAUUCUAGCUGCAACCCUGGCUACCAGCUAUCUGGAAACGCUUACAGAACCUGUAAUUACAGUGGCUGGAAUGGAGAGCAGGCGAAUUGCACGGCUCUUCCAUGUUCAGAUCCCGGCAUCCCAGUGAAUGGCGGGAGAGUAAUUACUGGUCUAGCCUUUCAAGACAAUGUCAGCUAUUCAUGCAACAAUGGUUUCCAGUUGAACGGCACAGCUAACAUCUCUUGUAUUUGGGUGAACGGGACAAAGUGGACAAAUUCGACACCCAUUUGCGAUCGUCGCUCAUGUAUCGAUCCCGGUACUCCAUCUAAUAGUUAUAGAUCUUUUUAUGGCCAAGUCUUCGAAGACAAGGUGACAUAUACCUGCUAUGAUGGCUUCAAGCUGAACGGAUCCGCCACCAGCACUUGUAUUUGGGACAACGGGAUGAAAUGGUCAUCUCGUCCCUCAUGUAAUCCUCUUCCAUGUUCAGAUCCCGGCAUCCCAGUGAAUGGCGGGAGAGUAAUUACUGGUCUAGUCUUUCAAGACAUUGUCAGCUAUUCAUGCAACAAUGGUUUCCAGUUGAACGGUACAGCUAACAUCUCUUGUAUUUGGGUGAACGGGACAAAGUGGUCCAAUUCGACACCCACUUGCGAUCGUCGCUCAUGUAUCGAUCCCGGUACUCCAUCUAAUAGUUAUAGAUUUUUUAAUGGCCGAGCCUUCGAAGACAAGGUGACAUAUGCCUGCUAUGAUGGCUUCCAGCUGAACGGAUCCGCCACCAGCACUUGUAUUUGGGACAACGGGGUGAAAUGGUCAGCUCGUCCCUCAUGUAAUCGUCUUUCAUGUCUAGAUCUCGGCACUCCACUUAACGGGCGUAGAGUUGCUUAUACGGGUUUUGCCUUUCAAGACACUAUCAGCUUUUCAUGCAACGAUGGCUUCCAGUUGAACGGCUCAACAUACAGCAAAUGUAUUUGGGCCAGUGGAAUUAAGUGGGAUCAUCCACUACCCACUUGCAAUCGUCUUUCAUGUCUUGAUCCCGGCAUUCCACUUAAUGGUGGUCGAGUAAUUUCUGGUCUAGCCUUCCAAGACAAUGUCAGCUAUUCAUGCAACGAUGGUUUCCAGUUGAACGGUGCAGCUAACAGCUCUUGUAUUUGGUCUAGCGGAAUGAAGUGGUCGAAUCCAGUUCCCUCUUGUGACCGUCGUUCAUGUCUAGAUCCCGGUACUCUACUUAACGGUGGUAGAGUUCUUGAUGGUCUAGCCUUUCAAGACAAUGUCAGCUAUUCAUGCAACAAUGGUUUCCAGUUGAACGGUACAGCUAACAGCUCUUGUAUUUGGGAUAAUGGAAUGAACUGGUCCAAUCCACUUCCCACUUGUGAUCGUCUUUCAUGUCUAGAUCCUGGUACUCCACCUAACGGUGGUCGAGUUCUUUCUGGUCUAGCCUUUCAAGACAAGGUCAGUUACUCAUGCAACAAUGGUUUCCAGUUGAACGGUGCAGCUAACGGCUCUUGCAUUUGGUCUAGCGGAAUGAAGUGGUCCAAUCCGACACCCACUUGCGAUCGUCUCUCAUGUCUAGAUCCCGGAACUCCACUGUAUGGUGGUAGAGAUCUUGGUGGUCUAGCUUUUCAAGACAAUGUCAGCUAUUCAUGCAACGAUGGUUUCCAGUUGAACGGUACAGCUAACGGCUCUUGUAUUUGGGCUAAUGGGAUGAAGUGGUCCAAUCUGCUUCCGAAGUGUGACCGUCUUACAUGCCAAGACCCCGGAACACCACUGAAUGGCGGUAGGUUGCUGUCGGGUCUAGCCUUUCAGGGCAAAAUCAGCUAUUCGUGCGACAAUGGCUUUGAGCUGAAUGGCACAGCGAACCUAACUUGUAGAUGGUCUAAUGGACUGAAUUGGUCUGAUCCACUUCCAGCUUGUUAUCGUCUUUCAUGCCAAGAUCCCGGAACACCACUGAAUGGCGGUAGGGUGAUGUCGGGUGCUCUAGCCUUUCAGGACAAAGUCAGCUAUUCGUGCGACAAUGGCUUUGAGCUUAAUGGCACAGCGAACAUAACUUGUAGAUGGUCAAACGGACUGAAUUGGUCUGAUCCACUUCCAGCUUGUUAUCGUCGCUCUUGUCAAGAUCCGGGCACCCCGUUGAAUGGCGAUAGAGUUCUGUCAGGUAUUGCGUUUGAGGACAUUGUCAGCUAUUCUUGCAACGGUGGCUUCAGGCUGAACGGUUCGGAGAACAGCACUUGUACGUGGGCGAACGGCAUGAACUGGACUAAUCCACUGCCCGAGUGCCAUCGUCUUUCAUGUCUAGAUCCCGGUACUCCACUUAACGGUGGUAGAGUUCUUGAUGGUCUAGCCUUUCAAGACAAGGUCAGCUAUUCAUGCAACACUGGCUUCCAGUUGAACGGCACAGCUAACAGCUCUUGUAUUUGGGAUAACGGGACGGAGUGGUCCGACCCGAUACCCACUUGCGAUCGACGUACGUGUCAAGAUCCUGGUACUCCACUAAACGGCGGCAGGGUUCUGCUGGGUCUGGCUUUCCAGAAUACUGUUCGCUAUGCGUGCAACGAGGGCUUCAAGUUGAACGGCUCCAAUGACAGCAUCUGCACUGUUCAGGCGGACGCGAUGAACUGGUCCACUCCCAUUGCAACCUGCGAACCUGUGACCUGCUCCAAGGUUGAAGCUCCGACAAACGGAGCCAAAUCUACUGACAGCGUUGCCUACAACCAGACGGUCAGGUUCUCCUGCCGCGCGGGCUAUUUUGUGAACGGCUUGAACGCUAGCACGUGCAAAGGGCUGGGACACUGGACGAAUCCAGCGCCAACGUGUUCACCUGUCGAGUGUGGUGAUCCGGGCCGGCCAGCGGACGGUGCGAGUUUCUCUAACGGAACGGUGUUUAGCAGCGUGGCCCAGUUCUACUGCAACCUCGACUAUGUUCUAGUCGGUGAGCAGACGCAACAGUGCUUGGCCAAUGGCAGCUGGUCUGCCAAAGCCGUAGCGUGCAAACCAAGAGCAUGUCAAACUAAUCCAUGCCUCAACCAGGGUGCCUGCGUCGUUCAUCCAAGCGGCUACAAUUUUUCGUGCCGGUGCGUCGAAUCGUGGGCUGGUCCAUUAUGCAAUAAGUCCCAGUCAGGAGAAACAGGAGAAGGUGGCGGGAAUCCGUCUAUUACCAGCAGCGAUUUCAGCCUGGCCACGCACAUUGGAGCCGGGAUGGCCGGAUUGGCGUUUGGAUUCUUGGCCUGUGCUGCUGCCCUGGCGGUGUACAAACGGGCGCAGGGGACCCAGGUGGCACAGAUUGGUCAGCACGACCUGUCAGGCCAAAACCUACCCGAUGAGUUCAUUGACAAGGAACGCAACGCCUUGUCUCCAUUGCCCUCAAGCAAACAGAGCGCGGCAGACUCAAGACGAGUGAGCCAGAGCAGUUUGGCCAGCACAUCCAGCUUGUUUGAAAAGCCGUCGCCAUCGUCGGCAGCUAGGGGAAGCCGCUCCGGCAGCCGCGGCUUGGCCAAGUAUCGCAACCCACGCGCCUUUGCCCACUGGCUGAGAGGUGGUAACCGUGGUGACAGGAACGUAAAGGUCGUCGUCAGCCAACAUGGUGUCUCCUUGGUCCGCAGCCGCCCUGCCGCUGUGUCCACUGACGAAGUCUAUAUGGAGGCGACAAAGCACGACGUGCUGUACGACCAGGAGAUCUAUGAAGAGCAGGAUUUCGGAGCCAACUUUGCUAAGGGGGAAUCGCACAGAAGAGAAGUGCAAGGUAAGCCCGUCGACGGUGUCGCGCCCCCAAUGCCCAAAGAAUCCGCUCGCCCUGUGACCAUCUCAACACGUGCCGGUGACUCCAUAUACGCUGACAACGAAGGAGAAUGCAUCUACGAGCGAACCACAGGGGCAGGUGAUUCCCUCUACGAGGGAGCCAGGCCCGUUAAUAAUUCCCUGCAUGAGAGGACGACGACUGUUGAUUCCAUGUACGAGGACGAGGACAUAACCAACAGCGUCUUAGCCCGAAUUGCGUCAGAGAAUAGUGCAAAACACUCGGCUGGCAGUCCGGCAACAGUGCGGAACGUGGCUCCACUACUGUACGCUGGUACGAACAGCGACAGUGAUCUCUAUGGCAACGACCCCCAUGGUGACGAUCUCUAUGGUAACAAUACGGACUACGACACAGCGGCAUUAGGACGUGGCUCGGCGCACACUAUCCAGUUGCUCCGGAGCGGUGGGACUUGUGAUGUAACGUCAGCACUGGAAGAAACUUUAACGACAGCAACAAGAAACGUGUCUGCAAUGACAGAGAUGGCAGACGAGGACUCGAUCUAUGGAAACAGAGAUGACGACGCAAUGAGCCAGUCAUCUGGCUGCUAUGGUAACAGACCUGAUGACAUCGUGUACUGCGCGUCGGAAUUCGUGGACAACAUGCACGGUACGCCGGGUGGGUCUUCUCGCCAUUACGAGAACAAGGCGACUGAGAGACACAGCCAGGCAAGCAUCCAUUAUGCCAACAGACCUGAUGACGUCGUGUACUGCGCGACAGAAGGCGUUGACAACAGGCAAAGUACGCCGGGUGGAUCUCGCCAUUACGAGAACCGGGCGACUGAGAGACACAGCCAGGCAAGCAUACAUUACGCCAACCGACCUGAUGACAUUGUGUACUGUGCGUCGGAAAGCGUUGGCAGUGGGCGGAACGAUGCGCUGGGUGGGUCAUCUGACCAUUACGUGAACCGGGCGGCUGAGCAGUACAGCCAGUCAACCAUCCGUUACGCCAACGCUAACAACUUGCAGAGCAAGAAAGCCGACGAUGAAGAUGUGUAUGGCAACAACGAAGAUGAGGACGACAACUAUGAUGAUGACCUGCGUGGCACAAGCAGGCAGGCCAGUUGCCAUGACAAAGUAUACGAAGCGCUUUAGGAAGCAACGGCGACGGCGUGCCUAUGGCAACGCUGACCAACUGUAUCGGCCAGCAGCAGCAUUGUUAGUGACUCUCGUCAAAUUCCCAGACUCCUUGCACCAAAACUAUUACAGUAGUGGGUUGCUGUCGUAGUAGUAGUAGGCAAACUCCACAGUAGUCGUAUUAGUUCUAACAUUAUUAAUAUGAAUAUCAUGAAUAGAUACUCAAAGAACUUCAUCAUGAAUAGGUAGUAGUGGUGGUAGUAGUAGUAGUAGUAGACAUAGUCAUCGUUGUUGGUGUGCUUAGGAGUCGAGAAGUGUCCCGUCUGUGCACUACCCACUACCGGGUGUCUUAGAGUAGUAACUGUAAAGCAGGGUCACGAGCUUUCGCGGUGCAAGUAGGCACCCCGUUGGUCAUGUGAUAACAGGUCACCCCCAGACAAAGUGAUUCUCCAAGAAAACACAUUCCUGCAUGUUUUCAAUUCAGCAUGCCACAUUCUAUAUAUUUCAAAGAGGAUUCUUUUCUUCAUAGACAUCAUAAAAAUUACACCUAUUAAUUUUCUUCUUCACUAGUUUGAGGGAAAGACACAAUUUUCUUCCAUUUGCUGAUGCAUGCCAUGAGGAAAUGUACCUCCGUUAGUCAGAGAGUUGUUUUUACACACGAUGCUAACGUACUGUGUUCUCGACAUUACGGCAUUACCGUGCGAUGCAUUAUUAUUAUUAUUAUU
This is a messenger RNA of Sycon ciliatum, 7476 nucleotides long. Its product is annotated as sushi, von Willebrand factor type A, EGF and pentraxin domain-containing protein 1-like. The record is from RefSeq and is a predicted model, not a curated record. Gene Ontology annotation, molecular function: protein binding. The transcript has 35 exons. The coding region runs from base 287 to 6769 and encodes 2160 amino acids. Lineage: Eukaryota; Metazoa; Porifera; Calcarea; Leucosolenida; Sycettidae.